Notodromas monacha is the source of this 633-nucleotide messenger RNA. Lineage: Eukaryota; Metazoa; Arthropoda; Ostracoda; Podocopida; Cyprididae. The record is from the annotation of a GenBank genome assembly.
AUGAGGUAUGCCCAGCUCGUGAUGGGGCCAGCAGGCAGUGGGAAGUCCACGUAUUGUACGAACGUGCAACGUCAUGCUGAAGACUCGAAACGAUCCAUUCACGUGAUCAAUCUUGACCCGGCCGCGGAACGCUUCGAUUACGUCCCUGCUCUGGACAUACGUGACUUGAUCCAGUUGAGCGACGCCAUGGAAGACGAAGAUCUGAUGUUUGGUCCGAAUGGAGGCCUGGUUUUCUGCAUGGAGUACCUCAUCAACAACAUCAAGUGGCUUGAAGACGAGUUGGGUUCGGGCGAGGAUGACUAUUACCUCCUGGAUUGCCCGGGACAAAUAGAGCUUUUCACCCACAUGAAUGUGAUCCGAACCCUGGUGGAACACUUGGAAGAUUGGAACUUCAGAGUUUGUGGAGUUUUUGUGCUGGACGCGAAUUUCGUCUUGGAAAAUUCUAAAUUCAUAUCAGGGUCUAUGGUCGCUCUCGCCGCAAUGGCAAACUUGGCGAUUCCUCAUGUGAAUAUCAUCACGAAAAUGGAUCUCCUGUCGAAAAGUUCGAAAAAGAGGAUAGAGAGGCAACACGAGCAUUGGACCAACUCUGCAGCACAUGUGGGACCAGGAGAAAGUACAUCGGGCAACCUUUGA